Egretta garzetta (little egret) is the source of this 849-nucleotide messenger RNA. RefSeq names its product coiled-coil domain containing 65 (gene CCDC65). NCBI's taxonomy places the organism in Eukaryota, Metazoa, Chordata, Aves, Pelecaniformes, Ardeidae. The record is from RefSeq and is a predicted model, not a curated record. The annotation marks the transcript as partial. Gene Ontology annotation, cellular component: axonemal dynein complex; axoneme. Gene Ontology annotation, biological process: regulation of cilium movement; cilium-dependent cell motility; axonemal dynein complex assembly. The transcript has 6 exons.
AUGGGGGCCAACAGGGAAAGCAGUGACAAGCUGGCCAAGGAGGAGCGCAGCAGCACCCUGAACCUCCACAAGCUCAGGACACAGUGGCGGGCGGUGCUGCGGGAGACCAAGGACAAGGAGCUGCGCCGGGACAUCGAGAUCCUCAGCCAGACCUUCGCACGCGUGAUGGACUGCAAGGACGGCGUCAUCGAGGCGAGCGUGGGGCUGCAGCUCCAGCGCAGCCGCCUGACGUGCCUGGAGGAGGGAUACGGCGCCCAGCUGGAGGCCCUGAAGACAGAGUUUGAGGCUGAGAGGAGGACCAUCCUUGAGCAGCACGAGCGAGAAAGCUGCUACCUGCGGGACGUGGCGCUGGCCAUGGAGCAGAAUUAUGCCAAGAACGACCAUGAGGCUACGCUGAAUUUCCAGAGCGCCCGGGAUGACCUCAAAAACAAGAGCCUGCAGGAGAAGCAGUACAGCCGCCUGCAGCUGGGCGGGAAGGUGGACGUGCUCUGGGAGCAGUUCCAGCGGGCCAUGCAGAGCUACACGGAGGCCACCGAGCACCAGAAGAUUGCUUUUGAGGCGCUGAAGCAGAAGGAUGAGAAGAGCUCCAGGGAGAUAGAGAUGCAGGCGAAGAAGCUGCAAAAGCUGCAGGAUUUGGUCACAGCCACCAAGGGCCGGAUCGGGGCUCACCUCCGGGAGAGCGAGGAGAAGAACCGGCGCAUGCGGGAGGAGAAGGAAAGGGUCCUCAGGCGGCUCCAGGAGCUCAAGAGCGAGAUGAACCAGGCCAGGGCUAAGGCCCACGGCAGCCUGGCCAGGCUCACCGCCCAGAGCGCCGCUGCCCUGAAGGCGCUGGCACGGGUGGUGGAGAAG